CUGACCAUAAGAAACUUCACCCCUAAACCGCAAUCCCUCGCCACUUUCUGUGUUUUAAAACACACGAUUGGAUUUACAACUGGUCUCCCGACAUCCACAGAACUUUUUAUCCAGGAUAUUUUUUAGCAAAAAAACUCAAUAAUAUGGGAAAAGAAAAUAUCACUUUUUUGACAGUUUGGAUAAUUUUGGGGAAAAUCUUUGCAACUUUUUCUUCUGGCCCUGAACCCACCACCGACACUGUGUUUGUAAACACCACAGUCACCACUACUCCCCUGCCCACCACUGCUGAAUGGAUCACAGACUACACUGACAUUGUGUCCAAGUUCUCCCUGCGCACAGUGGACACCCCAGAUGAUGACAUGUGCUACAUUGUGGCCGGGAGUCCAGAAACCAUCAAGGAGUGUGAAUUCAACUCAGAAACACAGACCUUCAUAGUGAUACAUGGCUGGACGGUAACAGGGAUGUUCGAAAGCUGGGUGCCCAAGCUGGUGUCUGCUCUCUAUGAGCGCGAGCCCAGUGCCAAUGUGAUCGUUGUGGACUGGCUGACCCGCGCCAACCAGCACUACCCGACCUCCGCAGCCUACACUAAACUAGUGGGACGCGACGUCGCCAAGUUUGUUACUUGGCUACAAAACGAGCUGCAGUUGCCCUGGGAGAGGAUUCAUCUGCUGGGUUACAGUCUGGGAGCACAUGUGGCUGGAAUCGCUGGAGACCUCACUGACCAUAAAAUCAGCAGGAUCACAGGUCUGGAUCCUGCUGGUCCCACUUUUGAGCACGCAGACAACCAGGACACCCUGUCCAAAGAUGACGCCCAGUUUGUGGAUGUCCUGCACACCAACACCAGGGGUUCCCCAGACCGCAGCAUUGGCAUCCAGAGACCCGUGGGCCACAUUGACAUUUACCCCAAUGGAGGCACUUUCCAGCCGGGCUGCGACAUACAGAAUACAUUGCUGGGGAUUGCAUUAGAAGGCAUCAAGGGCCUCCAAAAUAUGGACCAGCUUGUCAAAUGUUCCCACGAGCGCUCCAUCCACCUGUUCAUCGACUCUCUGCUGAACAUCCAGCAGCAGAGCAUGGCCUACCGCUGUAACUCCAAAGAGGCCUUUAACAAGGGUCUGUGCCUCAGCUGCAGAAAGAACCGCUGCAACAAGCUUGGCUACAACAUCAACAAGGUCCGCAGGGCCCGCAGCACCAAGAUGUACCUCAAGACCCGUGAAAUGAUGCCAUACAAAGUUUUCCACUAUCAAGUGAAGGUGCAUUUCUUCAGCAAGGACCAAAUGAGCUUCACAGAGCAGCCGAUGAAGAUUUCUCUGUAUGGAACCCACGGAGAGAAGGAGGACAUUCCCUUCGUCCUGCCGGACCUGAACGGUAACACCACUUUGUCCUUCCUCAUCACCACUGAUGUGGACAUUGGAGACCUGAUGAUUGUGAAGUUGCGCUGGGAGAAGGACACUAUCAUCAGCUGGUCAGACUGGUGGGGCAGCAGCAAGUUCCACAUCCGCAAACUGCGCAUCAAGUCUGGGGAGACCCAGUCCAAGGUGAUCUUCAGUGCAAAGGAUGGAGAGUUUGCUUACCUGGAAAGGGGAGGAGAAAACGCAGUCUUUGUCAAGUCAAAAGAAGACAAACUGAACCGUAAAGAGAAAUUGAUGCACAAACUGAAAAUGCAGGGCAGUCUUUUUGGGCAGAGUGACGCUUGAAGUUGCACUUGUACACGCAAACGCCCAAGCAUCAUGCACAUCAUCCAUUUCUACAUACAUAGCCAAAGAUAAACUGCACACAGCAACACUGGGAGAGCCUUUCCAAGUAACUGGACAUUUACUGAAUGCUGCAUUUUUCAGAUUUUCUUCCUGUUGUGCCUUAUGACUUCAACUCCCAGUGCAACCAACACAACCUCUGCCGCAGUGCUGGGAAUCAGUCUGCUCACGAGCUCUCUCCUGUCUCUCUGCAAAUUCUGCUGCUGAAAAAUGUUACAGGUUUCUUUGUGAUGAUGUGCUCACGUUUGACAAAUUAGACCUUUUGCUGCAUAUCUUUGUAAUCAUUUGUUUAUGCCUUUGCAGCCUAUAUGUACUGUUUAUACUGUCUGAUGAAUUUUGAACCCCUGAACUGGUGUGUAUUCCUUGCCAAUGUGAACUUGGAUUAUUGUAAAUAUAUAAAUGAUUCAGAGUGAUAGGCAUAAUUUAGGCGCAUCUUUGUUUGUUUGGUUUUUUUUGGGGGGGGGGGGGGGGUUAAAUGUGCAAAGUGAUCAUUUUGUCCCUAAUGUUUGUCUUUAUUUAACCACUAACUGCGAACAAUCAACAGGGACCAAAGAAGUAUUUACUAUCUACUGAAUGGAGAAUCACACCUGUCUUUGUAAAUACCUUUUUUAAAUCAGGAGUUAUGUGCUAAUAUCUGAUCUCUUGAAGCCUUGCUUGUUCUUUGAUUUUGGUUGUUGUGUCACUGGUCACUUUAAAAGGUCCCCUGCAGCCAUUUAGAUGUUAAGGUCACUGAGAUUGCAGUCCAACAUGGAUAAGCAUUUUUUAGUGUUGGUAAUUUCAUCAUUAAAUUGAACUGAGGUCACUUUUUAAAUGUUCCAGUAAUGGCUAGGUGCUCAUUGAUUACUUCAUGAAUGGGUCAAUAGUGUCUCACCUGCAAUGGUUUACCUCAUUGACUAAGCUCAGUCUACAACAUGUCCGUAUUUUGAAAGGUCAAACAUUGCAAAAUUGAUGAAAAUAAACAUGCAAGCCUUGGUAAUAUGUGAUGGACUGGCCUACAUGAUAUCCAUAAUACAUCUCAAGAAUACUUAAUUUUGUAUUUAUUGAAUGUACAUUUAUAUAUUUGUAUAUUAAGCUGUAAUAUAUUUUGGCAGGCUUCCAUUGUGGUCUGUAUUUUUUAUAAAUGAAGCGUUUUCUGAUUUUAAGCACAAGGCUUUGGAAGAGCGAUCAAAUCGGUCUCCUUGCCAGCUGAUCAGUGCAUUUACUUUUAUGAACUGAAAUGCAGUGCACUGUAUAAAUGAAGAGCCCAGGAUGGUUUAAUAAAGAGAUAAAUCACGUA
Molecule: messenger RNA, 3027 nt
Organism: Micropterus salmoides (largemouth bass)
Lineage: Eukaryota; Metazoa; Chordata; Actinopteri; Centrarchiformes; Centrarchidae
Gene: lpla
Product: lipoprotein lipase
Exons: 10
Coding region: 144-1694 (516 amino acids)
Biological process (GO): lipid metabolic process
Molecular function (GO): apolipoprotein binding; lipoprotein lipase activity
Source: RefSeq, a predicted model, not a curated record